UCAAGAUUCUUUACGAACGUUUAUUGAGUGGAAAAGAUUAAAUUAAGCCUCUCAGUGGCGUGAUUAAAAAGUGUUGGAUUAAAACUUGGAGUGAACUCACCUCUCUGAAGCUGCAUCGUCCAUGCUAAUUUUUAUCAUGGAUUCACUGUGCCUCGUGAUCUUGACGUACUUUACCGGAUAUCACACUUGAAUGUUGACCGUUAAUGGUUCGUUUAAUAUUGAAAAUAUCUCGAUCUUAGUUUCCGUCUCUGUUUGUUUCUCCCCCCCCCCUUUUUUUGUGUAUGUAACUUUUCUUUGGGUGUAAACUUUAUGUUUUCAACGUUUCUGGAACAUAAUUUUCAUAUUGCAAUCAAACGUUAACUAAUUGAGGAAUCUAAAAACAAUCAGCUCCAAGUGUUGACAAUACUCCAGGUUUCAGCAAAUCACGCACAUGAAAGAUGGGUUUUAAAGAAAAAUCAGACUCACAAGCAGUUCUCGAUGUGGAAGUGAGCGGAGAUAGCCCUGAUUUGGAUGAACAUUAUGAGCCACACGAUUACCAGCCACCUGGUAAAUCAGCCUCGUACUGCGAGGCGCUUUUCAUUUUGGUAAAAGCCAGUUUGGGGACCGGAAUUCUAUGUAUGCCGAGAGCUUUCUAUAAUGCAGGCUAUGUUCUAGGUGCGGUCGGCACGAUCUUUGCAGGCGUGAUAUCUGUGCUCAGCGUUCAUCUAAUUGCAAACACAGAGCAUGAGCUUUGCAGGAGAAAGAGAAUCCCUCGCAUGACGUAUCCGGAGACACUCGAAGCAUCAUUUGAGAUGGGCCCUGGGAAUGUUAAACGAUACAAAGGUAUUGCAAGGGUGGUAUGCACUGUAGCUUUAACUAUGCAGGCAUUUGGUAGUGACUGUGUGUAUGCAAUCUUUAUAGCUGUAAAUAUCAAAGAGAUUUGUGACCAUUUUUUCACCCCCGCCCCGCUGAAAUUUUAUCUGCUAUGCCUGCUCGGACCCUUCAUAGUAAUUUGUUGGAUACGGAAUCUAAAAUACUUGGCACCAGGAUCCACAAUAGGCACCGCCUGUAGCAUAUGCUGUAUUGGUGCUGCCUACUAUUAUAUAUUUUCGCAGCCCAUCACGACUGAAGGACGGAAAACCGUAGGAUCCCUCAGGGAUUUUGCUCUCUUUUUCGGUGCUGCAUUGUUUGCGCAAGGAGAUUUUGGAGUUGUUGUACCUCUAAAAAACAGGAUGACAAAACCGGCACAGUUCGGAUCAGUUUGUGGUGUCGUAAACGUGGCGAUGAUUCCAGAUGUUUUCCUCUACGUGAUCAUUGGUGUUUUCGGAUAUUUAGCAUACGGUGAUAACACGCGCGAUCCAAUCACACUAAACAUGCCACAAACUGGAUUUGCUGGCGAUUUAAUCCGAUUCCUGUUGGCCGUCUCCGUUUUUGCGAUGUAUCCCAUUUGUAAUUACGUUGUCAUCGAGUUGCUCUGGGACAAAAACUUGAAGCUAAAACUUCAAGAUGUCAAGCAUCGAAGCAAGUGGGAGUACGCUUUUCGAACAGCAGUGACUUGCGCAAAUAUUCUAUUCUGCAUCGCCGUUCCCAGUUUGGAAUUGGUUAUGUCACUAGUGGGAUCUUUGAUGGUGCCUGCCCUCUCUUUAUGGUUCCCCGCCAUCAUGUACACGCUCACGUUUUGGGACGAGUACAGAGGCAUUAAAUUUGCAUUCUUCCUACUCAGGUCUUCCAUCCUUCUGCUCACCGGCGUUUUCGCACUUGUAGUUUCCGUUAGCAUCACGGUUUUUGAAAUUUAUGAAACCGUGCUCUAGUCACAAAUUGAUCUGUCACUUUUGUACAUAUUUUUGUUGUAAAUACAUACGUUUUUAUACGAUCUAUCAA
Messenger RNA from Bemisia tabaci, 1860 nucleotides. Its product is annotated as proton-coupled amino acid transporter-like protein acs. Gene Ontology annotation, molecular function: L-amino acid transmembrane transporter activity. Gene Ontology annotation, biological process: amino acid transmembrane transport. Lineage: Eukaryota; Metazoa; Arthropoda; Insecta; Hemiptera; Aleyrodidae. The record is from RefSeq and is a predicted model, not a curated record. Gene Ontology annotation, cellular component: vacuolar membrane.